AUGUACUAUUAACCAUCUUAAAAGCUAUUACUCAGUAAUAAAUUCUCAUCUUAACCAAUAAUAGUAAAUUGUUCAUCUAGUAUUUUAGAUUUAAUAAAAUAUUUAAAGAAAAUUGAAUUCAAAUCCAUUUGACACACCCAGGUACCAAGCAGAAAAUUAGACUGUUAAGACAUAAAGAUAAAAAAUUGUUAAUAUUGAUGAGCAUUUCACAAAUCUAUAUUGCAAUUUGAAAGAGGAAAAUCAAUAAUUAAAGGAAUAAUUGAAUCAAUUAGAGUUGAAAGUCUUAGCAGCCUAAAAAAAACUAGAAUUGUUAAAAUAAUAAUGA
Messenger RNA from Paramecium octaurelia, 325 nucleotides. Lineage: Eukaryota; Ciliophora; Oligohymenophorea; Peniculida; Parameciidae. The record is from the annotation of a GenBank genome assembly.